Trichophyton rubrum CBS 118892 is the source of this 570-nucleotide messenger RNA. RefSeq lists its product as uncharacterized. The transcript is spliced from 5 exons. NCBI's taxonomy places the organism in Eukaryota, Fungi, Ascomycota, Eurotiomycetes, Onygenales, Arthrodermataceae. The coding region runs from base 1 to 570 and encodes 189 amino acids. The record is from RefSeq and is a predicted model, not a curated record.
AUGGCAGCCGACCAUGCAAGGCCAAUUGUGCCUCCAAAACAACUCAAAACCGACUAUCCCUUAAUAGAUUCAGACCCCCAUGUACGCCGCGUGUUUGGAUAUGCUCGACCCUCAGAUUAUAUAAUGGGAGCCGGCGUCACCGUUGUGAGCCCACUGCUUUUCGGGAUCAUGGAACGUGUUCAACCUGCUGCAUCUGGUGCUAUUAACUAUACACGAUGUAUGAGACUGGCCGGAGCCGUUGGAUUGGCAGCAGGAAUUAUUACCGUUUACCAGCGGUCCAGCAACCGAUUUUACGGACUCACGGAGAACUCUCGUGAAGAAGAGAUGGAUAUGCGGGAAAUGGUUGACAAGAUCAAGAAAGGAGAGCCACUAUACGGGACCUCUGUACUCUCACCAUACAUGCAGGGCGUUGCUGCACGGAAUUCCCGCUACACUUCGCUCUUUAUUCAUGUGAUUCCCUGGUUCAACGUUGUCAACCACAACCAGCACGGUGUUGACACCGCAAAAUAUUAUCGUCAAGCCGAGCGAGAGUUGGAAGCUGAGCGUGAAAAAAUGAUGGCUAGUCAAUAG